GCACCUGUCUCUGUCAGGCAUGGCUACAGUCUGGAAAUAAAACUUUAGGGAAUCAAAGAGUAAAUCCUCCAAGUUUUAGCUUCAAAAACAGGCAUUUGUGGGUGCAUAAAUGUGACUUUUAAUUAGAAAUGAACAAUAUACGGGACAGUCCUCCCUCUGUGAAAGAGCUGCAGAAGGUUUUGUUUGGUGGGAAAAGAUUUGGAAACCAUGAGGAUGAAGUUUGGCCUAACCUCUUCAUUGGGGACAUGUCAGUCGCCAAUGAUCGCYACAGUCUAUGGAAGCUGGGAAUUACUCAUAUUGUGAAUGCAGCUCAUGGGAGGAUGUUCUGUCAGGGAAGUCAUGACUUUUAUGGACCCUCAGUGGAUUAUUACKGAGUCCCUGCAGAUGAUUCACCAACCUUUGACCUUUCUGGCUAUUUCUUGCCCGCCGCUGACUAUAUUCAGAAAGCGCUCGACGCAGAUGGUGCUCGAGUUUUAGUUCACUGCGCAGUCGGAGUGAGCAGGUCUGCCUCYCUCGUCCUGGCCUACCUGAUGAUCCACCACGGCUACACCCUGUUAGAGGCCAUCAAUAAAGUCAAAGAGCACAGGUGGAUUUUCCCAAACAGGGGGUUCCUCAGACAGCUUCGAGCUUUGGAUGUGAAACUGCACAAGGCUUCAGCUCAUAAAUGAACCUGAGCAUCAGUUUUCCUGCAGACAAACAAAGCAAGCGGAGGGAGAUGCUGGUCGUUUGACUUUAAGCUGUUUGUUUCAGGAGUGAAAAGAAAAAAAAUGCUGUUUGAU
This is a messenger RNA of Austrofundulus limnaeus, 779 nucleotides long. RefSeq names its product dual specificity protein phosphatase 13 isoform A. Gene Ontology annotation, biological process: protein dephosphorylation; negative regulation of MAPK cascade. Lineage: Eukaryota; Metazoa; Chordata; Actinopteri; Cyprinodontiformes; Rivulidae. Bases 129 to 668 code for a protein of 179 amino acids. The record is from RefSeq and is a predicted model, not a curated record. Gene Ontology annotation, molecular function: MAP kinase phosphatase activity; protein tyrosine/serine/threonine phosphatase activity. Gene Ontology annotation, cellular component: cytoplasm. The transcript is spliced from 3 exons.